This is a messenger RNA of Hypoxylon fragiforme, 1474 nucleotides long. RefSeq names its product Fructosamine kinase-domain-containing protein. NCBI's taxonomy places the organism in Eukaryota, Fungi, Ascomycota, Sordariomycetes, Xylariales, Hypoxylaceae. The record is from RefSeq and is a predicted model, not a curated record. Bases 8 to 1102 code for a protein of 364 amino acids. The transcript has 7 exons.
CUUGAAAAUGGGAACUGAAGAGAUUCACAAUAUUAAAGACACGAUGGCCCCGAUGGAAGCUGUCGAGGUUGUAGACCCUGCGGUCAUUAAUAAACUUCCGCCCGGGACCCGAGUGAUCAAGAUCGCCACCCACGGCAGCAGUUUCUGGACGCGGACAGCUCGCAUAGAUGUAGAGCAACAGGAUGGGACUCCCAAAGCAUAUUUUCUCAAGACAUCCCACAGCGCCCACGGCAAAGCCAUGCUCGCCAGCGAAUUCACUAGUAUGGCCCACCUCAGCGCCGUGAUGCCGGACCUCGCGCCCGCGCCCCUCGCCUGGGGCACCUACGCCGGCACCACCACCACCACCCCUCCCGACAUCCACUUCCUGCUCUGCGAGUUCCGCGCCAUGACCGGCGAGACCCCUCGCGCCGAGGUGCUCGCGAGACAGGUCGCGGAGCUGCACUUGCGGAGUAUUGUUGCUGUUGCUGCUGGCGAUAGUGUUGAUGGUAGUGGUGGUGGGAGGAGGAGGUUCGGAUCCGACAUCCCGACUUUCCAUGGGAAUGUGCGCGUCGACCACGGCUGGGAGGAUUCGUGGGAGAGUUACUUUGCGAGGACUACGAGGGCGCUGUUUGAGCUUGAGCAGAAGGCGCGGGGCCCCAACGAAGAGAUCCAAUCCCUGAUAACGCCCUUCUUCGAAAAAGUGAUCCCGCGCCUCCUCCGACCCAUGGAAACGGGCGGCCGCUCCAUCAGCCCGUGCCUCGUACACGGGGACCUGUGGCACGGCAACGCGGAGACGGACGCGGAGACCGGGCGGCCCGUCAUCUUUGACGCGGCGUCCUUUUAUGCUCACAAUGAGUAUGACCUCGGUGUCUGGCGCCAACCGUGGAAUCGUAUCGACGGGACCUAUCGGACGGAAUACCACAAGCACUUCCCCCCGUCAGCGCCCCAGGAAGACUGUGAUGAUCGGAAUGCUUUGUAUGCAACCCGAGUCAACGUUCUCGACUCUAUAUUAUACAAGGACGAUCCCACUUACCGACAUAUGAUCAUAUCCGGUAUGCGCGAACUCGUCGACAAGUAUCCUGGUGGGUUUGAGGAGUGGGAAGCGAAAGGCUCGCAGAGCUAGGCUCAAGAGGCUUUGAUAGAUGGGUAGACAAACAUAUAUCUGACAUUUUAGAAGGAGCGAUAUUCUACUUACCUUGGUAGUUAGUGGUUAUUUUUAGAGUAGUAGAACGUGAAGCGAAUUUCGCUUAAGCUUAACAUAGGUACCGAAUACCUACCUAACCUAGUAGUAUGCCUACUAGGUAUAUAGACACGAUUAUUGAUUUCAUGGUGUAUGCCGAAAUACUACGUAUACUAGUAACCUCCCCCACGAUGAGUUCUUCCUUGACUCGAACCACCUAUCCACCAAACUAGGUUACUCCGUCUACUUGUGUAGUCUCGUGUCUUCUUCACCACUCACUCAUUCACUCGAUCAGGGGGAUCAGUCAGGGGUAAG